This is a messenger RNA of Eublepharis macularius, 6998 nucleotides long. Its product is annotated as C-type lectin domain family 2 member D-like. Gene Ontology annotation, molecular function: zinc ion binding. The record is from RefSeq and is a predicted model, not a curated record. Lineage: Eukaryota; Metazoa; Chordata; Lepidosauria; Squamata; Eublepharidae. The transcript has 9 exons. Bases 492 to 1406 code for a protein of 304 amino acids.
CAAAGUCUGCGCUGGGCAGAUUUAGCCCUUCCACUUUGUCAUGAACCUGUUCACCCAUCCCCCUCCCUCCUGUUGAUGAUUUUCACAGCUCCCUUUUUAGUUUGCUGCCCAUUUUCUCGUGAAGUAGUUCAACCAACGGACAAAAUCACACACAUUGGAGGCAAGAGCUAUAGGCCAGAGAAUGCGAGAGCUAGAGUUCAGCCAGGAGCCCAAGCUUCCCCCUAAACUGCUCUGAGGAUUACUGGAGGGAGGCCCAAGCUGCAGGAACCCAGUAGGCAUUGUGAAGGCGCACUUUCCCAAAAGUCCAAGAGGGGAACCAUUUGAUUUGUUUGGAGCCUUGUCAACACCCAGCCAUCUGACACCGCGGGCACAAUUUUUGUGAACCAAGCGAUCCUCAGGGGAAAGAUCUAAAAGAGAAAGUCACUUGCUCUGGUGGCAGAGAAAUCGUCCUGGAAAAAAAUAAAUAACCCAACCUGGAAACGCCUAGGAAAAUGGGAGAUAGCCCUAGACUUACCACUGUAGAGAAAACAGAACUAUCAUCUGAGAAUGUGUAUGAAAAACACGAAGAAGAUGUACAUCUCUUUUGCAAGGAGGAUCAAAUCCCACUGUGUGAAGUAUGUGGAGAAUCCAAGAUUCACGAAUCACAUACUCUGAUUCCCAGGGAACAGACAGCAAGUACGAAAAAGCAGGAGACUGGAAGCUCACUGAGUGGGAGGAAAGAAGAUUCACACACAUCCGCUUCUGGAAAUUCAGAUGUAACAUCUGGCUCCAAAGGUAAAGGAGAUACACUCAGUGGGAAUGAGAAGGACCAUACAGAUGAGCUGGUGCUGAUUGAGCAGUGGGUUGACUUCAACUUCAACGAUAGCAAGGAAGAAGGCACUCAGUCAAACUCAAGGAUCCAGAACUCGAUCACAUGGAUUGUUCUGAUACUGUUCACUAUCCAGAUCGUGGGCUUGGUAACGACUAUCUUCGUUUUUACAAUGGCUAAACCCAAUUUGCCGUCCUCCCACACUGCUGCCCCUUGUUGCCCACAUGGCUGGAUCAUGACCCAAGGGAGCUGCUAUCACUUCUUGGAUAUGGAAGGGGCCUGGGGCGCUGGCCAGCAGCACUGUUCCUCUCUUGGGGCCUCCUUGGCCGUGAUUGAUAACUUAGAGAAACUGAAUGCUUCAGUGCAUCACAAAGGACCCUUCAACCACUGGGUGGGUCUCCUCAGAGAACCAGGAGAGAUCUGGAAGUGGCCUGAUGGCACUGUGUUCAACAACCACUUUGAAGUGGAAGGAGAAGGGCAGUGUGCUUAUCUAAACAACGGAUUUGUGAGCAGCACUGACUGUUCCGUUGAGAAGAAAUGGCUGUGCAGCCAUAAAGCAAGACAAGAGGGGAGCCCCGGCCGCUGCAAGGGCACGUGAAAACUUAAGGACUGAUCUUGUAUCAAAAGAGCUACCAGUGCUUUCCCAUGUUGUGAGCUGCCACCUGCUUGUGUGUGUGGUGGUGUGUCAAUUAACCACCAGUGUCUAAGGGUGGCAUACCUUUGCCAGAGACUUAGGUGAUUUGGGAAUCCAUGUAGCCAAGCUUUCUUAUAGUAUGAUUUCCAGAGCCAGUAGAUUGGAAAUCAGGCAUAAGGUAACACCAGAGAGCCACCCUUAAAUGAUUUUUGUUCACGUCGUCUUGUUAUUAUAGUGCAAAUUUUUGGGCAGAGUUGCCGAUACCUGCUGACUGGUUGAAAGUUGUCCCGUGAUGAUUAAAUUAAGUCAGCUGCCUCAGCUUUCCUUUGGGGUUGGGAAAAAGAUGCAAGUUCUGGGCCAUCUUCUGGGCAUGGCGUAAGGGUCACUGGGUGUAUGAGGGGGGGAGGUAUUUGUGAAUUUCCUGCAUUGUGCAGGGGGUUGCACUAGAUGACCCUAGAGAUACCUCCCAAACCUACAAUUCUACGAUUCUAAGUUUUGCACCCCAGAAUUGUGAAAAGUCCCUGAGAACAUAAACCUAAAAUGUAAUAGAAAGACUCAAAAUCAUAUGGCAACUGAAACAAGCCUAUCAUUUAUAACACUUCAUGAUUCAGACUCAUGAUAUUUGAGGGCUGCUGGUUGUUCAGGGCCAAAUCUAAGGGGUUUGACUUUUGUCAUGAGGUCUCUGAAUUUCUUAAAGGUUCAGGUAUAUUGGUAGCAUACUGAGGUGGAAGGCAGAUAGCAACAUCUCCCACUCAAAGGGGGUGGGGUGGGGGGUAAAACUGUGGGCUAAGUCUUACAGUAGUUGUUAGUCCUUAUCUAAACUGAAUUGUGAGUAGCAAUUGAGCUUUUCAGAGAAUGGCAGGAUAAAAAUCCAAUAAAUACAAAUAUAUAACUCGUGUCCUGUGAUGAACUUCAGAGGGUGCCUUCUGCUGUGUCAAUUGGUCAUUCUAACCUAGGGAUUAGAAGAAAAAUGGGGAGGGGAAUGGAAGGGGAAUUAUUCACUAUCUCAAGAUGCUGAUAUCACUACUGGCCAUGCCAGAAGGGACACCAGCGUACCAACAACAACAUCAUUAUGUCGCUAGCAAGGUUUGCUUGCCAAUCCUGAAUACAACCCAGAAGUAACAAAGGGUAGCUGUAGAAAUCUCCAGAAAUUCUAUGAUAAACUCUAUAGCUACCCACUGCCACUUCCGAGCUGUACCUGGAAGUGACAUUCCAGUGUGGAGGAGGUGGUGGAGGAGCAUAAAACUGCACUUAUAUAUCGCUCUUCUAGACAGAUUAGUGCCUCACCCAGAGCGGUGAAAAGUUAAGUGUUAUUAUUAUCCUCACAAUACAGCUGGGGAGCUGGGGAUGAGAGGAGUGGCUUACCCAUGGCAGUAGUGGGAUUCGAACCAGUAGAGUGCUGAUUCACAGCCAAACCACUUAACCAUUGUGCUACAGAUGCCAGCAUUGGAGCAGCAGUGGGCAACAGAGGUAAUUAGGGGAGGACUCCCAGCAUAGCAACAAGCCUGGGAACCUUAUUCUUCCAGGGGCCAGCCUCACACUGCCAACCCUAUAGGGUUGCCAGCCUCCAGGUAGUGGCUGGAGAUCUCCUGGAAUUACAACUGGUCUCCAGGCCACAGAGAUCAGUUCACCUGGAGAAAAUGGCUACUUUGGUGGGUGGACUUAUGGAAUUAUGCCAUGCCAAGGUCCUUUCGCUCCCCAAACCCCACUUUCUCCAGGUUUCUCCAGGUUUCACCCCCCAGAUCGACAGAAAUUUCCCAGCUUGGAGCUGGCAACCCUACAACCCUACCAGAGAUCUCCAGCUAUGUAAAGUUUGUAAGCAUUUUUGGAAUUAUGACAGCAAGUAAUGGAAAACUCCACAAAAUAGCUGCCAUGAGGGUAGAGCCGAUCACAAAACAUUGGAGGUUUCCAAGCCAAGCAUCUAAUUAGGAAGGCAACUGUUUCUGAAUGGGCACUCUCGUGGACAGCAUGGUAUCCAGAGGAACCAUAUUGGAAAUUACUGAUCUAGCCCGCAGUUGCCCACUAACAUGAGCUGCCUAUGAACCUUCCAUUGAAGAUGUCAGAGACUGAGUCUAAGAGUUGAACCACACGAUACGAAUUACACAAGACUGAGCGAGUGUCAGGAGUCCUGUCUUACCCCAAAUGCCCAUGUCCAGCAUUCUAUCGAUGAGCAUGUGUCCUGGUCCAGGCACGCAUUCAAAAUUUUCUGCUCCAGUGUAGCUGCAAUGGCGCAUGUACGCGGUCACGAUCAGUAAGUCAGCAAUGCAGAGUGUCCUUAUUUCCUAUAUCUUCCGCUUCCUAUCUGUGCAAAGUGGAGAUGCAUGAUGGGAUAUCUUGGAGGUACGCGGAGAAAACCCAUGCCACCGCGAACACGGGUUCGAUGGAGGUCCUGCAGUCCUGGCGCGUGUAGCUGAAAACAACGUUGGAACACGUGUAAGUAAGUUUUUGUGUCAUUCGCGUGUAAUUCGUAUCAUGUGGUUCAGCUCUAAGAGCCAAACUACAAGUGACAAAUGACACAGGUUGGACACUUGUCAGCUUCCCUCAAGUUUUGAUGGGAAAUGUAGGCAGCUUGGCGGAAUGUUAGACAAGUGACAGUUGAAAAGUCCAUUGGACAGCAGUUGGAGAGCCAAGCUGCAAGACCAGGAUGCCUACAUUUCCCAUCAAAACUUGAGGGAAGCUGACAAGUGUCUAACUUGUAUCAUUCGUCACUUGUAGCUUGGCCCUGAGACUUUCCACAUGCAAUGCACAUGCUUUCCUACUAAGCCACCAAUCCUCCGCAUUUUGCUUCAAAAGCUGCAUCCAGCCAACUCAAAAGGACAAUGUCAUGAUGAUGCAAAAACUGUCCUGCAUGUGACAAUAUUAACCUCAAGGCAAAUCUUUCUUGUGAAUAUCCCCUGAAUGCUGGCAGCUGAGAUUGUCCAUUUCUGGAUCCGUGUGCCCCUUGCCAUUGCAGGAUAGCUUGUCUUCAUAUAGGUCUUAGAAAUGUCGUAGAGAAUUAAAAUUCUGCAGUUGAAGUUUUCUAGAAAAUUUCUCCUGUUCACCCUCAUUAUGAAAUGUUGAUUUGGAAAAUGCUUACUCUGUGCUACAAAGAUUUUCAGAGCCCUGUGGGAAAGGGAGUCAAUGUGACCUAGCAUAAGUAGAGGCGAUCUGCUAUCAGUCAAUUUGGGGAAGACGGGGUUUUUCUGUGACAUGUUUAUUGCUUCAUAACCUUUAUUCUAGCAGAGGGUACAUUUCCUAGAAGCAAGGCCUUGCUUGAGCCAUGCUGGCAACUCAUGUUCCCUAUCAUAUUCAUGCAGGGGGACAUAGCUGGCAUACUGCUCACAGAUAUGAUAUCAGUUACGCAAACGAAUAUAAUGUCACAGUGCCGUGGAGCAGCUAGCGAAGGGUUGCUCUCAGCCAAGAAGAGAGCUAAUCAUGGGGCAAUUCUCCCACCUCCAAACACUCAAAAACAAAAUGUUCACUUUUAAUCAAAUAUUCAGAAGUGCUCUAAAUUGUAUCACAAAUGUUUUACUCAGAAUGCUGCUUUCCCCGCAGCCGCUUCUGUCUCCCAUUCACCAUACACCAAAUCCACUUGAUUUUUUUAAAAAAGAAACCCCCCCAAAAAUGCUUUCCUUUCUUGUCUUGAGCCUUUUUGAACUCCCACCACCAAACAGGUAUUGGCAAGGGCUGUUGGACCCCAAUGGACACCAAGCCACUAAGUAUGAGAGUUGCUGUCAGGAUGCACAAAGAGCAAACUUGCCCAGUGAAAAAUGGAGAAAGUGUGUCGGAACAAUGUUGUGAAAACCAGUUACAUUGAUGGAUACAGACAGGAUCCUGACUUCUCUGAAGGCCACUAUGUGAGCUCUGAUCCUUGACCAUUUUGGUUACUAAAAUCUUGUAAGGACCUCAUAAAUGAGCCCUUGAGAUUUAUCAUAAAUCAAUCAUAAACUCAAGGCGCCUUCCCUUGGCCACUCAAAGAAGCAGUUAUCCACUUGUUACAUAAAAAAACUAUGACUAUGACUAGACAAAAAUGAUGUGACCAAUUACCACCCAGUCUCUAAUCUGCCCUUUCUAGGUAAAAUGAUUAAAAGAGACCAGCUAUCUUCAGUGUAGAAAUUAUCUUGUGGCAUUCUACAGGAUUCAGUUGUAUCCCCCAUGUUAUUCAACAUUUAAGUAAAGCCUUUAGGAUACAUCAUUAGUAGCUAUGAAACUGGAUGUCAUCAAUAUACUGAUGGCAACUAACUCUGCAUCUCGCAAUCCAAAUCCCAUGAUGAUGCAGUAGACAUUUUGAAUCACUCUCUGUCAAGUGUGGUCAGAUGGCUGAAAGUGUCCAAAUUGAAACUGAACCCAGACAAGAUGGAAGCGAUGCCGGUUGGGACGGCAGAGAUCUUGAGGGACAGUGUGCUCCCCACUUUCAAUUGGAUUCAGUUGACCCUUGCAGACUCUGAAAAAAGCCAUGGGGUUAUAUUGGAUCCAGUGUUGCUGCUAGAAGAGCAACUUAACGCAACUGCAGAAAAAGUGCCUUCUACAAACUUAACUUAGCCCAGAAGAUGGCUCCCUACCUUGAUAUGACUGAUCUGGCUGUCUGGGUCCACAGCAUGGUACCAUCAAGACUUGACUACUCUAAUGCACGCUGUAUAAGUCUCCUCUCAAAGUCAACUCCCAUUCUGCAGUCACUCCAAUGGCUACCCAUCAGUUCCCAUGCUCAAUUCAACAUUACAUGCUCAAUUCAACAUUACAUACAAAUAACAACAACAACAUUCAAUUUAUAUACUGCCCUUCAGGACAACUUAACACCCACCCAGAGCAGUUUACAAAGCAUGUUAUUAUUAUCCUCACAACAAUCACCCUGUGAGGUGGGUGGGACUGAGAGAACUCUGAGAGAGCUGUGACUGACCCAAGGUCACCCAGCCAGCUCCAAGCGGAGGAGUGGGGAAUCAAAACCGGUUCUCCAGAUUAGAGUCCUGCCGCUUUUAAGCACUAGACCAAACUGGCCUUCAGAUCUACAAGACUGCCUGUCUCCCUAUGCUCCACCAUGACAUCUGUGCUCAUCUGAAUGGAGCCUUCUGCACGUGCCACCAUACAACUGGGCAAAAUCCUCAGCUGCCUGUACACAUGUAUUCUUCGUAGUGGCUCCCCCUUUGUGGAAUGGCCUGCCUGAAGACUUCAGGAAAGCUCCCACUCUCCUGGCUUUCCACAAACUAUGCAAAACUGAGAUAUUCAGAAGAGCUUACUUACACAGGUAGUAGGGCUGUGCUGUAAGGAAAUGGUUCAAAGAGAUGCUUUGAUAAAGAGAUAGGGAUGGUAGACUAUACUACUGCGCACUGUCUGUUAGUGAAAGCAUGUGCCUACUGGGUCAUUUCCAUGUCAUUUAAUAUGUUGUGUUUCAAUUGCUUAUGUUUGUUUCAGCUCUGUAACAGAUUCCUGCUUGUUUUCAAAUUCCUGCAAUCUAUAACCCACCGUGUUGUUCAUUGGAUGUCCCUGCUGUUGAUUGUAACGAAUUACACUGUGUAAUCUGCCUUGAGUCUCAGUGAGAAAAGCAGACUAUAAAUAAUGUCAAUAAAAUAAUAAAAUCAA